CAUGAAACACACGCGGCAACAACUUCCUAUACAUCCUCUCGCGAUAUUUCCAUCAUGGGGUGUAAAAAGUGGAGAUGCAGAGAUGUUGGCCAUUAAGUUAAGUAAAUGUGCUUUUCAAGAGGCGAUGUGAAGGCAGUGAGUAGCCUAUUUAGGGUGAUUUAGUUUUAGAAUAAGAUGUUUGUUUUUAAGAAUAUAUCAUUGUAAUACAUAUGAUGAUAAGAUACAGUAUGUUUUUCAUGUUAACAACAAAAAUGUUGAAACAUUUCCUUGGUCAGUAUGGCAGGUUCAGCUUGUGUGACCUUUGGUGAUGCCAACUUUACUUUGCAUCUUGUUUGAGUGUCUGCAGUGAUUUUCCUAAUGUAUUGAGAACAUAUGCAGAGUUUUUCUGGAGAAAGCUCUCUGAUUUCCAUGUGACAGACGGAAGUGAUCUUGCUCAGCUCCAGCAACAGAUCCAGCAGCAUUAUGUGCUUUAGCUCUGUACAUUAAUAUAACGAUGGGCAUGUUACUCCGAACCUCUGUCUUUUUAUGGAUAUCAGUUGGAUUUCUAUCUUUACCAGAGAAGUCUGAGGCCUGUACAGGCAAUUACUCCCUUGCGCGGUGUGAAUUUGUUUUCAGAAAUGUCUGUUUUGAGUUUGUUGGGGGAUCUAAAACCUGGUUCCAAGCCAGGGGCAGCUGUGAAAAGCGAGGAGGGGAGCUCCUGAAGGUGAUGAACAGCCCAAUCAAAAUGUUCCUAAAGAACAUCACCAGAGAGGGAAACACCGGCAACUUCUCCUGGUGGCUAGGGGAGGGGGUCCAAGGGCAAUACCAGGAACCCACCUUAUUAAAUGCUGACAACUGCACGUACAUGAAGCUGAAUCCUCUUAAGCUCAUCAAAACAUCGGACUGCAAGCAGAGACGAGGCUUCCUCUGCACCCACAAUGUGUGGUCUUCAAACACAAAGGUAAGAGAUACUUUUCACAGUCAGUAG
Messenger RNA from Sander lucioperca (pikeperch), 967 nucleotides. RefSeq names its product polycystic kidney disease protein 1-like 2. The coding region runs from base 494 to 967 and encodes 157 amino acids. Lineage: Eukaryota; Metazoa; Chordata; Actinopteri; Perciformes; Percidae. The transcript has 3 exons. The record is from RefSeq and is a predicted model, not a curated record.